AUGCAGCUCGACUGCAGCCACUGCAGUCGAUGGAGGGAAAUAGCUCCAUUCGGUAUUUUCAAACGGCGGUCGAUGCUCGACUCUUCCCAGUUCCCAGUUGAUGAUGUGCGGAGUAUUACGAUUCUCAGGUACUGUUGCUGUUUGCUGCCGCUGAUGUUGAUGUUGAGCCAAGACAUUGGUUACGUGCUGUACUCGGCACUCGGGUCGUUCUACAUUCCAAGCUGCAUUAUGGUGUUCGUAUACAUUAGGAUCUACUACGCGGCGAAAGCACGUGCGCGGCGGGGGAUUCGGAAAAAGCCACUCAAGCCACCAAGUGAACAGGACACCAGCUUCACACGUCCAACGGGCACCAACCCGAUGCCAUCGCUUCCCAGUGCCUCAUCCGUGUCGGCGGUAGCAGUAGGGCCGACGGCCGCCAGCGUCAACGGCCAGCAUCCGACCAGCAACAGCAAUAACAACAAUCUCAGCAGCAGUAUCAACCAGCAACCCCUGCAGGUACCACCGCUGCAGCAAAUAGCGACGAUAGAGCCUCCGCCACGGGGUCUUGCCGGUGGCGCUAGCUGUGGUGGUGGCGGCGGCGGCGGCCCAAUGCCAAUACCGGUGGUGACGUGCGAUUUCGCGUCCGAUAUGUCCACCAGUGAGGCUGCCGAUCAUGACCAUGCGGCCGUGGUUCAGGAGAUGAAGGAUACGCUGAAGGUGGGAAAUGCCGGUGGCGGCGGACUAACGUCUCUUCCGCUGCUGAGAGGGAACAAUGGUUCCAGUAUGGCAGCUCGGCCAGGUUUAGCUAGGAAUAGGGCACUUUCGGUAGGAAUUGAAACGGAUAUGGUGAGUGAGUUCGAUCCCUCUAGUUCGGACUCGGGGGUUGUCAGUAGGUGUGCGGUGGUCAAACCGCUGAAAUUUAGACUGUGCCAACCGAUAUUCGGUAGGCGGGGGGCAAAAGGCAGGAACAAAAAUAACCACGCCAAGGGGAACUGUGUGGGUGCAGGGGGCAUGGGAAUGGGUCAGCAAGCAAUUUCCAUAUCCGCCAAACAGAACGAUAGUGCUUGUAGCGAGAUGGAACCGGCACUGCCGAAGCCAAAACCGCGUGAUCCAGAGAAGGAAAAACGAAGGAUAGCGAGGAAGAAAGAAAAGAGGGCUACGCUGAUUCUGGGGUUGAUCAUGGGUAGCUUCAUUGCGUGCUGGCUACCGUUCUUCUUCCUGUACAUAUUGGUACCGAUUUGUCCGGAUUGCCACAUACCGGACUUUGCGUUUUCUUUAGCCUUCUGGUUGGGUUACAUGAACUCGGCGUUGAAUCCAGCGAUCUACACUAUUUUCAACAAAGACUUCAGACGGGCUUUUCGACGCAUACUGUUCAAGUGAUGUUUGGCCUACGUGUGCUGCUACCGCUGCGUUUCCCGGAGUAUCGAAAAGGCUACGGAGCGUGCGGUCAGUGGUGCACAGCUCGGCGGCGGAGGCUACCGGGGAGGUUAUCUGCGAUAACCCCUCUAAGGGUGCUCUCGUUGUUAGGCAUCUCUUCGCAUACCACCCACCAGUAUCUAUUUCUUCGCGGCCUUGCCCGCUGUGGCGGUCACAAUACAAGACUAACACCAAGCUAGGAAUACGAGCAUUGGGGGCUCGAAUCCCACCCGAAGAGGUCUUCGAUUUUACCGAAAAGGCUAGUUAAGGCAAAUUGAAAUCAAAACAACCAAAUGGAACUCGCAAAUUUUAUACGAAUUUCUACUGUGCUCAAGUUUAGAUGUGAAUGCCCGCCUCCCACCACCCACACCCACACAUACACACAGUUCCAACCCUUCUCUGCAGCAGGGCUGGACCCAUGAGCGGAAGGAUACCCCGAGGGACAGGAUUCAUCCACAUUGAAGUGUAACCGCAAACAAACGAUAGCAUGAGCAAUAAUUACUAUCUAAUUCUUCCGUGGUAAGUCACUGAAGGCAUGUUUUAUGUUCUAGGAAAAAAAUUGUUAUAAUACAAACAAAAGUAUAACCACUUAUUUCGGAAUUACUUAAGGAUCGAACCAAAGAAACCAAAAAAUCAUCGUGUAAAAAUGAUAAACUUAGAUGGUGAAUACUGGUAAAGAGAUGAGCAGAUAGGAUUUUUAAUUAAAAAAAUGAAGGAAUCGUCUGGCGGAAUAAUGUGCCCCUAUUAGUAAGCCUACCAUGCGAUUCUGUUCGACUGUGAAUAGUGUAAAUAACUUCGAUUCAUCACUCAUAUACACACACACGUACACAGACGCACCCAACACUUCACCGGAUGGAUACCAUGUUUUAAUCAAGCAAUAAAUCCACGUCUUGCAGCAAACGGGUCGAAGCGUGGAUCUGACCCUGUAAAUAGGUUCUAGAUUCGUUGGAAAUUCUUUGACAAAUUUUAAGAUGAUAAAAGGAUAAAAUAUAAUCAAAAAGUUCAUUUUGUAAAUAACUGUUACUCUCCCAUGUAUCGAUAGCUAUUCCUAUACAAGCAAGCAAGCAUCUGUUUUGCACUAUAAUUUUGGUACUUCGAUAAGUGUUACACAGAGAAAUUGUAUAAAAAAAACUAACGUUAUAGGUACGAGAGGAGUUCCCUGGUGAGGGAACCCCUUAGUCGAACCCCGCUGACCCCAAAGUGCUCCCCCAACUUUUUUUUACGGUCGGAUACUCGGCGGGUUGUUGGCGGGAGGCUGACAUAAACCAUGAAAGAAACUAAGUGAAAACUAGAGCGCCCCCUGCGCCGAAGGCUUCCGAGUUGACGCGUUGGAAAUGCGGAAGUAGUUUUUCCAGGCCUUCCGCGGGAGCGGGAGCGGGAGGGGGCCUGGGAAGCUGGCGCUUGUACAGUCGGACCGUUUCCCUCGACUCGGGCCGCGCGGGGGCGCACAAUUAGGCACAAGCGGAGGUGAGCGGAGCGAGAACGCCGCGCGUAAAAAUGUUAAAAACAGAUUACAAAAAAUUAACCAGAUGGAAGUUAGCAUUCUAAAUUAAUACGACUUAUAAUCAGCUAAGUGUACAUUUUUCUCCACACGAAUAUGCUAGCGAACAAAAGAGGAUACAUUUUUGGUGUGUUAAUGCGCAACGCAACAUAACAGUUUAGGAAGUGAGUAACGGAGAGAACACGAGAGAGUUUGCUGGUGAAUGCUUAGUGUCUAUUUAAAUUAAAACCUGAAUAAACCUACAGUGGAAACUCACGAUCGCGUAACUAUCGUAAACUAGAGCAUUUCGACGGAGGGUCUAUAGUAAGUAUAAUAAUCGAAAACAUUAUUUUUAUACAAUUUGACGUUAUGGUGUUUAGGGGAUGAGGCAAAUCAAGAAUAGCCAAAAGCAUUGCCAUAUUCAUAUUUACUUUCGUCAUCCACUAGAGACGGUUCUCUAUGUUUUCCUGCGUCACUCGGAGACGAAGGCACAGUCACACAGAACAAAGGUGCAAAGAUAGAACUCACACUUACGCAAAUUGGAUGUUGUAUUUUUCUCGUAUAGGUAUAUACAUGUAAAUGAACGCCAAAGGUUUCUACAUAAUUGGAGUAUAAAAAUGGUAAACAAGCAAACAGUGAUCGAGCAGCGUUAAGCAGAUUACCAAAAGCCGCUUUAUCAUUACCGAUUUUCUGUGAAUUUCCAAAAAAAAAGUAAUUCAAUCACCAACACUCCCCAUAAAUACAUGUACACACAAACUGACACGUUUUCACUUUACUCAGACUGACUGAUUUUCGUGAUGUUCUAAUCUGUAGAAAAAAAAAAUAAACCUGAGAGGAGUUGGAACUAGAGCGGAUAAAGGAUUCAAAUAGUUCGAAGAAUUAUAAAGUCAAAAUACAAAAUACUAAUUAUUGUUCCUUUGAAGCUCAUAAACAUAGUCAUAGUUUAGAAAUUGAUUGGACAAUGAGUGAAAUUGAUCUUCAAAGAAUUUCUCGCAAAAUUGGUUGUAAAGUAUUUCCCAUUUAGAAUUUUUCAAACAAAAAACUCUUCUGCUUUUCUAAUGAACUUGCGAAUUUCUCACUGAGUACCUCCCAUCAUUUUCAACACAGUGACAUUGUCAACCGAAUCUGUCAUAUUUUUCCACCACGCUGGACAAUUGCCCAAUUGCCAAAAAUUUAGACAAUUUGGUGGAUUCAUUCUUUCUUCAAGUCAAUAUGAUUCUGCUUAUACCAUUCUAGCUUCAGUGUUCUCGUGUUCCAAAGCGUUGGACCUGGGAUGGAACCUUGAAACCGAGAUGUUCUUCAGUAUCGGUUCCCUGACUGUGUUGUAUACCAGGAUACGAUUCGCCCAUGCCUCUGCAUCCUUCAACAUGCCAGAAAACAUAAGUUCUAACAAAUUUAGCCAUGGCUGGGUGACGCUCAUGAGCGGUAGCGACUUCUGGCGUAGGAUCUGUGGUAAGACUGCAUUACCAGUUUCGAUCAAAAUUCCAUUCCAAUUCCACAGCAUUUCAAAUCUUUUCAUUUUUUUUACUGGCUGUUUCUUGAGCAUCUACUACCUUGUCAAGCUGUCCAUAAUUCGCUGUAACAUGACUGAUCUCAAAUUCAACAUAGCGCUGUCGUCGCGAUCCUCAUUGAAUUAAAUCUAGCGCAGCCGUCGCAAUCCACUUCAUUGAAACCAAGCACGGUCGUCUCGAUCCGCCGUCAAUUUAUACUAGCGCGGUCGUCGCGAACCGCUUAUAAUUAAAACUGGCGCGGUCGUCACGAUCCGCUUUCAACUAAACCUGGCGCGGUCGUCUCGAUCCGCUUUUAAUUAAACCUGGCGCGGUCGUAACGAUCUACUCUUAAUUCAUACUAGUACGGUAGUCGCGAUCCGUUUUUAAAUAAACCAGGUGUGGUCGUCUCGAUCCGCUUUCAGUUUUAUCGAACGUGGUAGUUCCGACACUUUCUACAUAUCUGAUCUUACAUAUAAGCACAUCACUUCCCUUCAUAUUCAUUUUUUUUUUGUUACUUUAACCCGCUGUGCGAAACCAGCGAUUCAAUUCACACGUUCUGGCCUACCCACAUUUGAAUCAGCAUUGAAUCAUAUCUCAAAGUCAAAUACCCGUCCGUUAAUCUAAAUCAUUAAACUGCACGCCUUAGCAUGAGGCAUUUUGUAUCAACUGUCUGUAAGAAAUACUGAUAGAAAAAAAUUAGUUAAGUUUAGAUUGUUUGGAGUAACUUUGCUUCCUUGGGCAUGGGGAACGAGGAAUCCAAGUCCCCCCAUGAGAAAAUUGUCAUCAACCAGCAACAGCAAUCACAGCAGAACUUACUCCCGGUUAUUCCACAAGAGGAUGGAAUAAAAUCUAUUUACGUUAUCGCGCUUUGCUGUGUGACAUUAGUGAUUGGAAUCGCGGUACGUCUUUUGUAGAAUGUUGUACAGAUCGACUAAUCGGAUCCAGCAACGUACGGAGCAUGGACUCCACUGCAUAAUCAUAUCGUACAACACAAUAUAGGGAAACCAAUGACUAUCAACCCAAUUCACACCGUACUUGAACGCAACACUUCCAUUCACCGCAGUCCACCACGAUCCAUCAUGAAACGAAAAGUAAAAACAAUAAUAAUAAUACCCGCAUUCAACAACUUUACAACCGCCAAAAACAGCAAAACAAUCACGAUUACCAAGUCCGGACCAUGCCAUGUUUUUUUUUUCAAUUCGACACUAAUUUCCACUUCGAUUUUCGACAAUGAUUUACGUAUUUGAUUUCGCUUUAUCACCACGUUAAACAACCGGCCAAACUCAAUCUCAAACAAGUAGCUGUGCUACAGAAAACUCCAGCUCCUGACAGGAUCGCCAAUGUGAAUAUCCGGGCUACUUGGAGUCUACGGUUUCGCCCCGGGGCUCGGUAAACACGUCUGACCUCUGCUAUGACUGGAACAAGGAAGCCCCUUUUCCGUUUGACAUGUUCAGAUGAGCUGUCGGACCGAGCUCCAGGUCUGCUUGUCGGCUUGCUAUAAAAGGUGUAUAUAUGAAUGGUGGGAUGAACAAGUAUGGUGAGACAAUUAUAUCGGACAGUGCUGCCAAUACGCAUUCUGGAGUCCACACAAGACCGUCAUCCAGGCAUUUCUGCAGCACCAUUCUGAACAUGUUGCGGACAGCAAGGAUUGCCGAUUUCAGGACCACGUUGGUGAUUCCGUCGGGGCCGGGUGCUUUUUACAUCUUUGAACGUUUUGUCACCGCGAUGAUGUCUUCGUUGGUGACUUGUGCAUUCUCGCCUUCGUCCUCACCGUACAAUUUGGGUGACCACGUCGGUGGGUCGUGCUGCGGAAAGAGUCCAUUCACGAUGACCUCGAGUUUUUCCGGACAUAAUUCCAUGGGAGUCGUUGAACAAUGCGAUAUGCUCCACCCCAAAGAUUUGCGUCGACGUCUCGACACAGCACCCUAUAGCAGUUUGGUUUGCUCCUCCAAUUUAAAGGCGGCUCUGGUCGCCCGGAACAACGCGCGGUACUCCUCUAUUUCUACAUAGGUUCGUGCCCUCUGGACUCUUCUUCUGGCUCGUAGACAGUUAGCGCAGAGGAUGCUGAGUGUCUCGUUCCACCGGAAGACUGGGCGUUGGUUAUUCGUCGGGUCCAGUCUUCUCGACAUCGCUGUAUCGCAUGCCCUCAAUGUUCCUGUCAGUUCGUCGGCGCUCAGACUAGAAGUUCCGCUAUUUAUGCGUAGUGCUUCGACAAAGAGCAUCUUGUCAAAAACCUUUGUCCUCCACUUCCGGUCACAGGUUCUUGUUCUCCGUAUCACCGCAGGAUUCCGUUGGCAGACACUAUACAGAAUUGCCUGGUGGUCGCUGGUGGACUCUCCAUUUCGUGUAUGCCGAGUAAGGAAACUCUUCCUGUUUAUAUACUUUUUAAAAAAGAGUUUUAUUAAAUUCCUAACCUACUUAUUCCCUAGCCGACGUCCAGUGUGAGAAAAGAGAGCGAGCCACAUGGCUGUGGCCUUUUUAUUAUUUCAUUCUGCUGAGUAUGCAUAUCGCAUACCGCUGACGAUGGAUGUGCCGCGUGGCGUGGUAUACCGGCUGGAUUUCCUAACGGCUCCCCUUUUAGUCGAAAGUCGUCCUCGGCUUUCCUCAAUUAUCUUGCUGUGGUAUGAACUUAACCCUCGGUUUCUUCUGAAUAUAUUCAUCUACAAUGUCCUCCAUACUACCCGUUGGCGUGUCUCCCUUGAUAACGAUUUUGGUUCUAUUGCAUGGUGGAAGUAUGUUUUUGAUGACCAAGGUGAAAAUGAUUCCAAGGAUGAUUAGAGUUGUAACGGAGAAUGAACCAAAGGAUAUCCACUUGAAGGUGCGCAAACUUCCGUGUAUGUUUGUCGUCGUCAAGUUGAGCUUGUGCAGGUGUUCUCGAUGAUUUAGAUGAAGUUUCUGUAAGUAGUCUAGAGGCAUACGAUUGAUGAUUUCAGUGGCGUUUACCUUUAACCCGGUGGUUGGAAUAAAAGACGUUGCAGGUCCUUCAGCGUCGAGAUUUGUAUACUCCUCUCCAUUUAGGUGGAUAGUACAUCCGGAGAACUGAAUUAAGAAAGAUCCCUGCAAGUCUUUCGUGUGUUUGAAACAGCUUGAAGACAUAGUCAUGUUUGCAUCAUUUACAACGAUAUUGGCGUCGUUGAUUUUCUUUACAAAAUUUUGACCAUACGUUUUCUCAACCAUACAUUGGGCAGAACUUCCACUCAUUAGUUGUUGAAUGCAUGCUCCUGCUACUUCUAACUGCGACUCCUGGCAAAUGUAAAGUCCUCUGGUUUUAGGACAUAAAUUUUGCAUAUGGUAAGAUUUGGGUCCUUUUAGAUAGUAGUUUGAAGAUAGAUGAACACGUGUACCAUUGGUUAUGACUGGUUCGAUGUAGUGUAGCUCAUAAAUGACAUCCUUAAUUCUUGGAACUUUUAAGGUGUAGAUAAUUGAAUGUGAGGUUCGAAGAACAUAAGCGCUGGCGAUGUCCAGAAUAGUGCCGAAGGAAUCUAGUUCGAAAUUGUUGCUGGUGAGAAACUGUUGUGCUGCGAAGAUUUCUUCUGGGCUGAUGAGGCGGCUGCUUGGUAUAUUAAACCUAGCUAAAGUUAUAGCCUCCUCUACUAUCUCUAAAUUCUUGAUGAGCUCAUCUAAAUUAAAUAAAAGAUUAACUGAUUCAAAUCCAUCCAUUGUUUCAUUAUAUGACUUGUAAUAGUCGGUAGCUAGCAAAGAGAUAGUUUUUGUUAAGUUAUUGAUUCUUUCUUCAAAUUGCUUGUUAAUUGCUGUUUGCUUAUUAUUUUGUUCAAUUAGUGUAUUGGUAGUGGUAUUAAUGAUUUUCAAAUCUUCGGCAUCCGGGCUGCCUGAUAUAUAUUUCCAGGCUUUUCCUAGGGUUUCCCAUCGUCUGAAUCGUCUAAUAUUUGGCGUUUUCAGUUUUUCAAAAGUUAUUAACAAUUUUUCUUGUUUAGAUUUUAUAAGUGGGCUCAGGAUGUGUCUAUGUGUUAUCUUUUCAUUUGCAAUUACAAUCAGUUUUUCAAUAAUGGAUUCAAUAGAACUUACAUUUACACGGUGGAUAAUUCUAACAUAGUUAUGGCUUAUUCUCGCAGGUCCUAAUGACACAACAGCUAGAGGGUUUUGAUUUAAAUCGUGUAUGCGGACAUCGCAGUGUCCGCCCUGGAGUAGUAGACAUAGUCUGGAAGGAAGAUCAUAUAAAUGAGGGGUUUAGAUAGGAGAUCUUUUGAUGUCGAGUGGCGCAAAGAUACCGUUAUUCGUUGUUGGAUCCAUAUAAUCCUUCAAAAUCCUUGUUAGGUCUCCAUCCAUUUCUAUGAAAAAUGUGUCUUACUUGACCUGGAAAAGUAUUAUAUAUUAUAUGUGGGCUCUUAGACUUAUCCUUAGUAAUUUUUAAUAUAAGCUGGUUCUUGUAUUUGUUGAUAAUUUCUGGACCAUAUACUUCGUGAUUUUCAAAGCAUUCGCUUUCCAACGUUUGAAGAUUGAGUUCCAUGCGGGGAAUCCUGGAAAGCCCAUCCGCGACUACGUUUUGCUUUCCUUUCUUGUAAAUGAUUCGAAAGUCGAACUGUUCCAGAUAAAGCCGUUGUCGGGUCACUCUGCCAGUGGCGUCUGUCAAUUUUAGUUCUUUUGUUAAUGGUUCAUGGUUUUAACCAGUAGGCGGAUUUCUUCUUUGUUUAAAUGAUCGGCAGGAAAUUUUAGUUUACCUGUACUGCAUUUGUCUUCCAACAAGUAAGGAUCAUUAUCGAAUGGUUUCAAGUUGUGAUUUCUUUUCUUUCCAUUUGCAGACAGAAAUACUGUUGCCCUGUUAUCCUCGGCUACAUAUAAGCCAGGAUUUACAGUGACAUUUGAGUUGAUAUCUGUUUCAUGCUCAAUUAAAAAUGUGCCAUUCGAUGUAGUACAAAUAUCACCAAGUUUUUCACGCCACUUGUGGAAAUUUAUGUUUGAAGGAUAGUACUUUGUGAAAGAGUACUCUCUGUUACCAAUUUUUAAAAAAUGAUGUGUUGUAUCAAUGAUUGCGUUCAUGCGCGCUAAAUUUUCGUAGCCUAUAAGGCCAUCGAAAAAUGGAUGAAAUUUAAACACGUGGUAUGGCAAUUUUUCACUGAAGGAUUCUGCGAACAAAUUAGCAUGUAUAACGCUAUCUAUUACAAAUUUACCAUUUUUGUUUGUUACAACCGCAGGAUUAGAUACCUUGCUAGCGGUUUUGACAUGUUCCGGAUUUAUAUACGACUUAUUGGCCCCUGUGUCGACCAGAAAGUUUAAAUAACCUUUCGAAGUCGUAAAACGAAUGUAUGGUAUAAAAUUCAAGUUCGAGAGUUUUUCAAUCUGACCACGUGAAAAUUUAGUUCAUUGGAUUCCACUGCGAUAUCUGAUUCGUCGUCAUCGUCAUCGUCAUUGUCAUCGUCCGAGUCAUUGUCCUCUAUAGCGCUUUGCGCUCCAUUUGAUUCAUUAUUAUUAUGCUCAACCCGCGCUCUGUAUUGCUGAUAUGGUUUCUUAUGUUGUUGUUGUUGUUGUUGUUGUUGUUGUUGCUGUUGCGGUGGGGGUUUAUUAAAAUUUAAUUUACUUUGGUGUGCUUGAUUUCCGAAUGCUUUUGGUUUUACCGUCCCUUUUGCGCGUGUCUCGGCGUUAGCAUUAAGCAUAACUGCUGAGUGUGCUUCAUCGAGUGUAGAAGGUUUAGAAUUUCUAAUAAUGGACGCAAGUGGCUCCCCUAUAUUGUCCAAAUAUUUUGAGACUGUUAUCAUCUCGAUAAUUUCGUUUGGUGAAAGCGGGUUCAUUUGAAGAUUAGCCUUCAACUUAGUAUUGAUUUCUUUAACCUCGUUAAAGAAUCUCGAAUUGUUUUCGUCACCUUUACGGAUAUGGAAUAAAAGUGAAAGGUUAGUAGUAAAAUCUCUUUGGUCACCGAAGUUUUCGACCAAAAUUUUCUUAAUCCCCUGUAAAGUACUGGGAUUCCCGUUGGCACAUAGAAUGGUGCGUGCCUCACCUUUAAUUUUGUUUCUUAUUGCUCUGAGAUAGAACAUGUUUAAUGUGUCAGGAGCACCCUUUCGUCCCUUCACUUUAAAGGUAUCGUAUAAUUCGUCAACUUCUUCCAACCACGAGUUUAAUUCUCGUUUGUUGCCCGUGAACUCGGACAAAUUUUUGAUGGGAUCUGGCAGGCGAUAAAGAUCGUCAUUCUGCCCCCCGGCGAGCAUUGUUUUAAGCUCCUCAACCGUGUUACGGAGCUGCUCAAUUUCACUGCACUUUUCGUCUGGCAUUGUUUCGGUAGUUAAGUAUAAUUAAAUGUGUGUACUUACACGAUUAUUUCCAGCAUUCGAUAUGCUGAUAUGUAGGCCCCGAGGAGGCGGGCAAUAGUUGUCGUUCUGCUAGGGGCGAUGUCCAAGCGAUGCUCCAGAAUGAUUAUUCGGUGCUGCUGCUGGUGAUCACUACUAAGCUUUCACUGUCACUUUGUCACUUUUUUUCUAAAACCUCCUGAUGGGAUCCUACCGGCUGCGCCAGUAAGGAAACUCUUCCUGUUUAUAUACUUUUUAAAAAAGAGUUUUAUUAAAUUCCUAACCUACUUAUUCCCUAGCCGACGUCCAGUGUGAGAAAAGAGAGCGAGCCACAUGGCUGUGGCCUUUUUAUUAUUUCAUUCUGCUGAGUAUGCAUAUCGCAUACCGCUGACGAUGGAUGUGCCGCGUGGCGUGGUAUACCGGCUGGAUUUCCUAACGCCGCCAGUAAUGGACUGCAGAAAGUGACAUUGAUAAUGGAUUCGCGGCCGUCCUUUCGGAAGGGCCUGCUGGGGCCUACGUUCAGAAGUGUGACGUCUAGCGAGAGCUUCUAGUAGACUGUACCCCCUGGCGUUGGUAUAUCUGCUUCGCCAUUCCUCAGCCCAAGCGUUGAAGUCUCCUCCGAUAAUGACUGGUUGGCCGUUGACCUUAUCUGUGAGUAUGUCCAGCAUCUCGUGGAACUGCUCCGCUGACCAUCUUGGGGGUGCAUUGCAACUACCCAUGAAGAUUCCGCUGAUUUUGACGAUCACGAAACUUUCCUGUGAGCUCUCUACCCAUUCUUGAAUGGGAUACCUUCCCAUCACCAGUAUUGCAGCCACCCCUGCUUUAUCCGCCACCCAGUUACAUCUCAGCCUCCCUAAGAAGCAGGGCAGUAGGGAGAAAUUUUCGCUGUAAGAAGGUUUUUUUGUUUAGGCUCAUUUAGCGUUCCAGAUGUAUCAUAGCCGAAUUUAUUCGUGUACAUUUUUAUCUUAUCGAUAACAUGUAGUAUCGAUAACAUGUACACAAUGUCGCCUUUUCGGCGUUAGAGUAUUCCUGUUGUUCGAAUAUUCACAGUUAGGCCGUACACCGCGGAACAGAGUUGAUACGAGGCUUCCAUUGUUGUGUUAUUAAUAGCACCAAUUAUCGAUUCAGCAGACUAUAUAUGAGCGGCGAGAGGCUGGGAUCACCAUCACAUGAUGAUUGUUGCGUGGAUGUAGUAGCUAGGAUAACGCACAAAGAUGAACAAUUGAGGGCCCUGAGUUUUGAGCUCAUGAUCGUUCGCUUUGUGGCGGACACGCAACCAAUUUAUAUAGAACGAUCCUCUUCUGACUACCCCCUUAGGCCCUUGUUCCCCUUGAUUAAAAACUGCAAAAAAUUGGCUUCUUUCUACGACCAACCUUUCGGCCCGAACGGUGCGAAAUGAGUAGGUGAAUCGUUAUUUCACAUCGUUCAGCGCUACCUCUCGUGUAAGGAAUUGUCCUGUGUGACCAAUUCCAGGAAAAAGGAAAGGCGGGCUUGGGCUAUAGAGGGUUAAGUAGCAUGACACAUUGUGGUACAUUGCAUGUUGACAGAUUUCCAAACAAUACUGUCGCCGGCAUUCCCGUAGAGUAUUCCCUGAGCUAGUUCGCUGCAUCUGUCGGAUCGCUGAGAGUAAUGUCAUCCUCUUGCAAAAUGGGGUUGUGAGGUCUCUAUUUCCCAUUUAGUGCGUUGACGCGGCUCCAAAGUCCAACAGAGGAUUUGUUCUCUUUUAUGGAUUCCAGAAACCGCUCCAGCUGUCCUGCUUCGCCUUCCUGAUCAAGAAGUCGGAGGACAUUUUGCAGGCUGCCCAGUCAGCUUAAUCGUAAAUCUAUUUUGAGGCAGCGGCAGCUUUAGAUCGGGUACCAUCGUCGGCCGUGUGCCACCUCAGCCUAACCAUUAAGUUGAGGCAGGCUGUGGAAACGUCAAUGGCUGUAUUACUUGUACAUUGACAGAUGGUGUCCAUGCCACAUCGUUGAAGACCGAGAGAUCCAACACUUUCCAAGAGCUCGGCGAUGAUGGGGCGAUGAAGGGUGAAUACAUCUGGUGUUUGCAUUCCCCAGUUAUGGUGGUGAGCGUUGAGGUCCUCUAGGAUAAUUUUGGGGUUCAUCAUUAUGCCGGGAGUUCGGGUUCGAUUACCAUUUUUUGUCAGAGAAAUUUCCUCCGACUUGCACUGGGGUCACGCGUAUUCUAGAGCUUACCACUCAAAAUGCUUUCAAGGCGUGUUAUUUGGCAUAGGAAUCUCAACUAAGUACUAAUGAAAAUAAUACUCCGUUGAAACGGCGAAGUUCCUCUAGGAACACGUUAGUUAGAAGAAGGAGACGAAGAUGUGAAGUGAUGUACUUUUUUUAUAGGAUCGGGCUUGUGGAAGGGAUUGGAAUCAUGUUAAGUUUGAAAGCGGAUCGAGACGACCGCGGUGGUAUAAAUUGAAAGCGGAUCGAGACGACCGCGCUGGUAUAAUUUGAAAGCGGAUCGAGACGACCGCGCUGGUAUAAAUUGAAAGCGGAUCAAGACGACCGCGCUGGUAUAAAUUGAAAGCGAAUCGGGACGACCGCGCUAAGAUUAAAUUGAAAGCGGAUCGAGACGACCGCGCUGGUAUAAUGAAAGCGGAUCGAGACGACCGCGCUAGGUUCAAGUGAACGUGGAUCGCGAUGACCACGGUGGUAUAAAUUGAAAGCAGAUCGAGACGAGACUGGUAUAAUUUGAAAGCGAAUCGAGACGACCGCGCUGGUAUAAAUUGAAAGCGGAUCGAGACGACCGCGCUGGUAUAAAUUGAAAGCGGAUCGAGACGACCGCGCUGGUACAAAUUGAAAGCGAACCGGGACGACCGCGCUGGUAUGAGUUGAAACGGAUCGAGACGACUACGCUGGUAUAAAUUGAAAGUGGAUUGAGAUGAGACUGGUAUAAUUUGAAAACGGAUCGAGACGACCGCGUUGGUAGAAAUUGAAAGCGAAUCGGGACGACCGCGAACAAGUGAACGUGGAUCGCGAUGACCACGGUGGUAUAAAUUGAAAGCGGACCGAGACGACUGCGCUGGUAAUAUUAUGGAAGCAGAAGAAAGAAUUAAAUGAUAAUAUAAUGCUGCUUUAUAAGAGGGCAACAUAAAUUUUUUGGGGAAGAACUGAAGAGAGGCAAAUUUUCUUUCUUUUAUUCCCAGGAUUUGUUUUUUUUUAGAAUGGGGAGAGGAUGUGUGGACUCCAGAAUGCAUAUUGACAGCACUGCUAUUGAAGAACAAGGCUCCAAAUUGUGCGCCAAAGAAAUUUACCUCCGAGUAUUGUCUGGACAUUCGUUGGUGUUGCUCGAGUUCCCAUAUGGAGUGCAAUGAUCGACGGUCAAGGAUCUACAGGUCUUCCAGGCUAUUAUACAACCCACCGAUGUUCCACUGUCGAAGGAUUGAAUUGUGUUAAAUCAAUUUUUUUCUAAAAUUUUCUGUAUAUCCAUUUGGAUAAUGACACUCCUAUAGGAUCUGAUGUAAAUGAUGAAGUGGCGACCAUCUAUCAAAAUAUAAUCGAUAUGAAUUUAUGCUGAUUGUGAAAAUCAUGGGCGAGCUAGAUAACAUUCUUGAAGGCACGUGAAUAUUAAUCUGCCAAUCUCACUGAAAUGUACUUUUCAAAAUGAAGGCUCGAAUGCCGACCGGGAGUGAAAAUUUCCAAACAUUAAUUGAAAAUAUUUGAACAUAUCAUUCAUUGUACAAAAUCUUACCAAGUCAAAAUUGAGUCAACAAACUUCUUCAUCAGCUCUGGGAUCUCAUCAGACUGAGAAAAAAACAGGAAUCACAUUCCCUAGCUGCCUUAGCUCGCAAUGUUCGUUCCAACGCAAAGUGACAAACCUCCUUCCCUUCCACACGCAUCAAUUCGCUAUUCUCGAUUUUCCGUUCGAGACGACCAGACGUUGAGGUGACUGCGAAAAAGUUCCUAAUCGGGCAAACGGCAGCAGCAGCAGCACUCAUCAUCACAGCUUUCAAUCUCAUCCUCCGGGCCAAGGUUUUGGAUUAACUUGGGAUUCUCCCACCAGAAUAGAUUGUUAUUCCAUUCCGGAGGUCAUUCUGUUUGUCUCCUUAGCCCUCGCCUACGGAGACAAACUUUUCUCGAAAUUCAACCGGGUUGAUCACCUCAAUUUCGAAGUGAUGAAUCCCCCCAUUCAAAAGAAGAAAUAAGUGUUAAUGCGAAGGACGAACGAAGGGAUGUACGCAACUGACAGCGUCCAAAAAUUAGAUUUCUUCGCUUCGUUCGAAUGCAUCCGUUCCCAUUCCAAUGCUGCCUCAACGCCGCACGACAACACGAUAACUUCGGGGGGACAGAUAAAUUGCGAAAAGUUAUGCUGCUGCUGACGAAUGACGCGGAAAAUUGCAGCUGUCAAGUGGGAUUUUUCAUUCGAAGAUUUUCGCUUCCAAUCCGGAUGGCGGAUGGAAUAUGGCGACGGACGAACAAAGUUAAGAGUUGUGGCUUGAAACAUGAUGAGUUAUUAUUCAGCAGCCGGGAGUGAGGCUUCGAGACGGCGAAGUUCUACUGGCAGUUGAAGACAGAUGCUCCAAUAGCACGCCACAAAUGUUGCGUCCGAAUAUGUUUUCUUCUGUACAGAAGUUGUAUGCUUCGGUGAAAAUUGUGGAUCGUGAUCGUUAGAUUCGCUAGCUGUAUCUUUCCUAUAUUUCCUGCCGGCGCAAUGGAAGAUCCACCCUUGUUCGAAUACGACGAAUCGAGCAUAAACGCGUCAACGCUAAUCAACUGUUCGCUGUCAGCAGUGAAUCGAUCGCUAACUGUAUUGGGCAUCGAUGGCAUUGUUUCACCGCGUCGAUGCCUGCCGCAAAUCUGAUUUCCGGGACUCCUCGAUAUAAAAGAGACCAUUGUUGAAGCACAGCUCUCUAUUGGUUCAUUCGCUUGGGUCGGUAGCAGCAAUACAGCCGUCACGAAGCGAACAUUAAAUUAGAAAGUAGCGUAUCGUAUCCAGCGGUGUCUUCCAGUUUUUUUUCUCGAUCCAGUCAUCCAGUUGAACCCUGAAAUCUUCCAGUUUUUUUGAAAAUCUUCCAGUUUUAUCCAUUUUUUUAUAUGUGUGCUCUAGUUUUACCCGUCUUAUGUAAAAUAAAUUUCCUUUUUUUUUACACAGUCAACUCAGUGAACUGGAUGAAAAUAUACUGUUUUUCAGUCGUGUUUUAUCGCCCUCUGGACCACCGCGACAGGCAAGGUUGUAAUUUGGUCCUUUCCAAUUCGUUCAAUUUGUCGAUGUUUUGUCGAAAAUGCCAAAGCUAAGAGCUUCCUAAACACUGGAAACUUAUUAAACUACUUCAAAAACAGGGUAUCUCUUAUUUUCUCUUUUAUAGUGACUUUCAACACAGUUUGGCUCGUUUGUCACUUUUACUUCAAUUUUUGGAAGAAUUUCGGAAGUGAGAAUUGAACUCGUGACCUUAGCGUGAGAAUUAUGGAUGUUAUCACUACACCAGAUCGCUUCCACAUAGAGUAUUACUCAAUUUUUUAUCUUAUUUAACAACCUACCCAAGAAGCAACGUGCUACACUGUCUUUCAAUUUAUAUAAUUAUCAGAUGUUCUAGGUUCUCCAAACCAUUCUGAAAUUCAGACCAAUUGAUCCACCAUUUCAUCAGCGACUGGUCAAUGUUCACAAGAAAACUUACCCAAAAAAGUUCAUAGAGCCCGCGAUCUAUGCUGGCUUUGAGUUUAUAUAAACAUCAAAGGUUGUAGAUCCUCCAAAUCAUUCUAAAGUUCAGAAGGUCGUAGAGUAAAUGGUCUCCAAUGUAUUUAAUUGAUAUGAAUAUAAAACCCAAGUAACCUUGCUUUCGUUUGCAUCAAUUGGAUAUUGGUUUCUCAUGGUCACUCAAAGGAUUUUUAGUACUAAAUAUCAUUAAUUAUACGCAUAAUCUGAAUUUCCUUUAAAGAGCACACUUUGCAUAAAAUGUGUAUGUACCAUAGUGUUUAUUUUGCAAGAACGGAUACUAUGCAUUUUUUUUUCAAAAAUAUUUUCUCGAGCUAGAAGAAAUAUUGAGGGAUAACUCAUUUUGAUCUUGAUAACAAAAUUAGGUUUGGAUAAGCCUGAUAUAAAACUUGAGAGAAACAGCUUCUCAAUACCAAAAUUUGAUGAUUUCAAUACCACAGUAAUAUUUCAGUUGUUUUGGCAUUGAAUAUGCUUAUUUUAGUAUUAAAAUAAUAUUGUGGGAAGCUGUUUAUGCGAUUUUUGUUUGUUCUUUUACCUCGAAUCUCAUGCUAAUCCGUACCUUUUUGGGGUGUCGAACUGUGUUGUGUUCAUUUUCAUCUACUACGAUACACCUAAGUAAAAUGUUCUAAUAUUCUUUUAAAAUGCUCAAUUCAGAAAUAUUCAUCAUGUGCUGUUAUAACAUGGUACGAAAUUUUUCUAGAAAUCUAACACAUAGGUAACUACACAAAACAGUGCAUGGAGACGUCAGUUUGACGUUUUUGCGUCAAGUUUUGCCCAAAUAAAACAGUUUCUCAAAUAUUAUGCUCGAUUGGUGGGAAACGCAAUUUUGAUGUGCUCGAAUGAUAUCAUAAAUUAAUAGUUUAUUUCGCCAUUUUAUGAACUGCAUAUAAAUAUUACACGCAACUUCAAAGAAAAUUGUAGUAUUGGAAUGGGCAAAAAUUUUGUUUAGAUAAAUCAUAGCUGAUCUUCUUAAAACAAAACGGUUUUACUGGAUCCAGUUUUCUUCCAGUUUUUUUAAGAGCAAUCUUCCAGUUAUUUUAAAAAUAUUAUUGGCAACCCUGACCGUAUCGUAGUCGAAUCAAUUGAUUGCAAAAAAAAAAUUGCCAAAUAUUCUUACCUGAAAGACGAUUGGGUUCGUACCGAACCAUCUAAAAAUCACUUACCUAUGUCACUGUUGUGUCCUCUGAAGAGCUGAAAGUCAAACAAAAAUUGUUUAUUCUACUGAGCCGUCAAAUAACACCAAUCAACGUAUACAUUCAUUGUGAUUCAUAUUAUUUUUCGGAUGAACGUUAAAUUCGGGUAAACUUUAAAUUAACGCUUUCACAUAAAAAUAGAAAUAACUUCAAACACUUCACAAUGUUUUUAUAUGUAUUCAAAUGUUGUGUUCGAUACAAAAAAAACUGACACACCUGUAUUGAAAGUCCUCCCGCUUUGGAUUAAGCUACACUGAUGACUUCUGUGAUGAAUGUAAGUAAUGAAAUGUCAACGCUACGGAAUACGAGGGGUGCACCGAUGUAAUUGAGAUAACUGAAAAUUUGAAUGAAUAUUUAUUAAAAUCACACUAAAUUCGAACAACUUUUUUGUGUAAUUUGAUCAACAGUUGACUAGAGUCAAUACAUGUGUCAUGGAUGUGUGGAUUGCACACUAAAUUGACCGAGCACUCUGGCACUUUGGAAACUUCCUUUCAAUUAGGUUGUAUCACGAGAGGUUAUUCGCUUACGUAGAGUUCCUUUAUUAUUCACCUGCGGAAAAAAAUCGCGUUAACAAAGGAACAUUCGGAGGUCAUUUGGAUGCAGCGACAACGAAACAACUUCAUUCUAUUCAUCAAUGUUCUAAGAAAAAUUCCACAAUCAUCAUCCUCCCUAUCCGUGUUUCGCCAACAUUUUCAUUCACUUAAUAACAAGUUUUCCAAACGACCAACAAAAAAAACCGCGCAUCCCUGCCCACAUUUUUGUGUUGUCACAAAAAGGCAUCCGAGGCCAGCGAACUAAUCAAACAGAAAUUGCUCUAAUGAAAUGUGAAUCAUCUGCCCUGGUACUGUUUGUCAAGUUGAGCGGAAAAAUCUCCAUCAAGUCGAAACAAUAAAUUUGGCAAGUGGGCACAAACGAGAGCAACGGAGAAAGCUUUCCAAACAUCCGCCGGUAAUGACUGGAUUUUUUUUUGUUUUUUGUUCGGUUCCUUUUCUGUUUCAUUGGCGCGCAAUAUCGUCUGCAGAAAAACAACUUUGUUGCUUUUUGCCAGGAAUAAACCUGUCAUCUUCCUUAAUGAAACGUGUCAAGUACUCACCCCUUAGGACUGUGGGAAGUCCUCACUCAUUCAGAGACGGCUGCAAAUUUCAUCCAAAAUUAUCCGAAGACAAACAAGUUCAGCAAAUGGACGCAACGUGGUGGGGUGAAACCGAGGGCACCCAUUUAUUGACAUUCCGAUCUGUGGACCGUUUGGGGAACCCCCGAAUGGUACUUGACCGGGUGACAAUGGGCACCGCGCGGAAACGCGCCAAAACAGGAAAGGUGCUAAAAUGGAAAUAUGAAAAAUGAAGUUUUUAAUUUGAUUUCAGGGCUUUCCGUGCUCUCUCGGUCUGUAGACGGGGGCCAAUGCCGGAUCCUCUGUCUUUGUGUAUCCGCCGCAAGGUGAAUUCCUGUGCCAUCAUUGUCUUUGUCGGGCCCAUCCUGAAUGAUUUUUUUUUCUACCGAGGAUUUUACUUUGUGCGAAGAGUCUGUCUGUGAAACAGUAAAUAAACGAAAUUUGACUCUGUGUAUAGUGCCCACGUGUGGGACCAUCGGGUGAUGUUUGAGUUUAAUUUGUUGCUUUCUCGGUAGGUUUCCGUUCUGAGGAAUUGUUUAAUUGGGAAAGUUGAAAGUGUACCCAACAUUGUUUAAUUAGUGCAGUUGGGGACUCACAAUUAUUAAUAAUAAACUCUGUGUCAUUUUUGGUGCCUAAUUGAAACCAUUCCAUUUGGUAUCCUCUCCCUCCGUUUCUACGAAAAUAUGCAAGUAUCUGUAGAGCAACACUCACAACGCCCAGCUUGAGUGUCAUUUGGGAACCAUUUCUCGGACCUGCAACAGUUUUCAUUUUGUUUACCUUUGAAAGACCCUUCGGACUGAAACACUUCACAAAAACACUCACAAACAUUUGUCUUCCUCGGUGCAGACGUGUCAAAAGCAGUAGUAGCAACGAGAACUUAUCUCGAAACACAAACAUACACACACAUUCACAAACACAUGCCCCCAAAAGCUCACUUAACGCUCAUGCAGCUCGGAAACGUCACAUCGCAGCUCAAAGUUGGAAAACAGUAAUUAAUCAAAUCCAGUCGGAACGAGUGUUAACCGUUAGGAACGAUAACCGGAGGUUUAGAGUUGCUAUGUGUAAUGAAAUCGUGCCGUGAAGAUAGGUUAGAAUCGAAAAUGCACAAAAUAGACACCAGAGACGCGUGUGCGGUGUUAAUAGGUUUAGAAGGAAUUUUUCUAUACUUUUAAUCUAUUUUUUUUGCCUUCGUAAGCCUGAAAUCGUUUUUGCAGAUCAUGUGCUGUUUUGUUUAAAAAAUGGUUCUCAGAGAAAUCUCUUUUGCAAGUUUUAUGUAACGAAAAAUCAUACUGAAAUUCUUUCAAAUUAGAGCGCCUUGUUUUUUUUUGUAGGCUUAAAAUCAUGAUGUCAUCAAAAAGGUAUAUCGGUAAUCGACACUUCCUGAACAUGACAUUAUGCUCCGAAGUUUUUAUUCGUUACAUAUAUCCUAUUUAUCUAUUCAUAAAUCACGCAUUCUUGAGAUAAAUGUAUUUUUAAUAUGUUUUUGUAUAAAUCUGAUAGAUAGUAAAUUGCGUUACGUAGGGGGGGGGGGAGUCAGGUGCUUCAAAAUCCGGAUUUUUAGCGUUACGUAAUUUGUGCACGACGCCUAAUGAAACUUGUUUUGAGUUUUCAUCGGAGAAUGUCUGCUCAUUAGUAAAUGAAAUAUAUUGGAGAAGUGUGUAAUAAGCACCCCCUAAGCGAGAAUGGAUUUAUCUUGACCGUGCUCUUAAAAUUUAAGGUAACAACUACGUCCGUACGUAGAUUAGUUAACUCUCAGUCAUCUGUAAUCGUUCUGUAUUUUAGAUACUGAAUAACAAAAGUGCUACGAAUUUUAUUUUGUAAGGCGCCCAAAUUAUAUACCAUACGUUGAUGAAUGCUGAGAAGUAUAAGAUGCUCAUAAGCUGUUUCUCUCAGAGACUUUUGUUUUAUCUGUAUUAUAGUGACUUUCAACACUUUUGGCAGGUUCGUCACUUUUACUUCCAUUUUUGGAAGAAUGUUGGGAGUGAGAAUUGAACUCGUGACCUUCAGCGUGAGAAGUAUGGAUGUUACCACUACGCCAGAUCGCCUCCACUCUCUCAGAGACUGUAAAACUCAGAGAAACAGGUUGUAUGAAUGAGAGAUGUGUCUAAACGCGCCUGCCGGGCAAUUUGAUCCGCCUGAUUUUCUCGUAAACCAGCAAGAAUAGAAAUGCAAUGGCUAUAGGCAAUCGUGCUGAUCAAUGAUAGAAUCCUACCAAGCAAGUUUUACAUUUGUAACAUGCUUUAAAACAAUAAGAAACAUAAUUUUCUUUGGGAGCGAUUUUCGAUUUAAUUUUCUACAUCAUUUCUACAAAGUUUUUGUUACUUGCAACCGAUUCAGAGGCGAUAACUGUGAGUCAUAUUUAUUGAAUCGAGUUCCCAGUGGAUAUCUCAGAUGAAGAAAACGGUAAGAAAGGAUUCAUUUCCUUUUCAAUUUGAUAUUUUCCGCAUCAGCUUACCAUCGGGCAGUACGGCAUAUCCUCGAUCGGGGCAAUUUGCUCGCUUUCGGCCGGAUAGCAUUCUCACGAGAGAAACUGCUUGUAUGUGAGGGAUGCCAGAUGAUUUUUUCAAAUGACACGAAUAGAUGUCUUCAAUUGUAAUCAUAAUGAACAAAAAUGAGCAAACCCUCACGAUAUUUCUAAAUCAUGUUCGAUAAAUCACACAAACAAUUGCUUUCACAUACUUUGAAAUGACCUCAGUAUGUUUUCCCAAAAUUAAAUGUCUUCAAAACGAAAACAUGUCUUCACAUCUGGCAUCUAUAUUAUGUGCUCAGAGAAAGUAGGAAAAAAAAGAGCGCGUACUGGAGAAUUAAUGCACGAAUACAGGGAGAACACACUUACCGGAGAAACGGUUUCUUCUUAUCGCAGGUGGGCAUGAAGUCAAUAUUGAAGAAGAACCCAAAAUAUGGUGACACGCAGACGCGAUUUCGAACAAAUUUUGUUACUGUAUAGGAAAGCCCAAUUUUUUGGACAUUCGGAUCGAAUUCAUCGAAAUGCAUCGAUGCUUCAAAACUAUAAGCAUGUAUUUUCUAGUAAUCUUUUGGGAUGGUGGAACAUAUUCCUUAGUUGGCACGUAUGAUUUCUAAGAUUUGUUCGAGUUUUGGAACUUAAUUGACAUACUUUGUAAGCCCUAUCUCCCACAGGGCUUACGGGUCCAAAAAUGAAAGUUUGCCAUAGUUUACCAUCUAGUUCUGAUCAAUUUCAUGUCAAAUCGGCCGACCGCUAACCCGACCUUCUCCGAUUUUUUCGGGACAUGGUACUUAUAAUGGAAAUUAGCUAAAAUCACAAUUUUCAUUGUCAUACGACCAAUUUAAAUUACGACUGUUGUUUGAAAAGGGUGUAUUCAAAAUCAUUGAUCUUGCUUUCAAAAAAUCGUAACUCAAAAUCCAACAGUUUGAUUGAAAUAUGAUGUUUAACAAUGUUAUUAGAAAAUCAAUUAACUAUUUAUUAGAAAUAACAUUUUAAAUACACUGUUAAAAAAUCUUACUCAAAAAUUUAAUUUUAUAUUAAAACACCCUUGGAUAUUUUUUUAUAUUUUAAUUGAAAAAUACUUCUAAUUUUACAAAAUUUGACGUAUAGUGGUGGCGUGUUGAACUCACCAAAAUGAAGAUAUGAUUUUUUUUAAUUUAUGAAAUUUAUACUAUUUUUACAAUACUUUGUGAAAUCGUGUUUGUUUAUCAAAAGUAACAUAAAAAAAAGAAUCCUAGAACUGACCGUUCUCGAGUUAUAACCGUUUUAAUAUAAUAAGAAUCAUGUUCAAGAAAUGUUCGCUUCUGUUGGACACUAAGACUGAGGUUCCGACAUUUUACUAACAUUAUUUUACGGGGGUCUUCGUAGCCACUUGGUUGCGCGUUCGCUUACUAAGCGAUCGAUCGUGAGUUCAAAUUCAGCGCCCUCAAUUGACCAUCAUCAGCGAUGAAAAUCGAUUCAUCCAUACAACUGCUCUUCUCUGCAAGAAACAUCGGGCUGUUGUGCUAUAAAUAGCACAACAAUGAUCAGCUGUCUCCGCUGUCUGAUCUGCUGAACAAUGGAAGAACAGAAAGAAUACCCUUACGCCUAAAUGGAUGCCACUGUGUAAUUUACCAUAAUGUAAUGGAACAGAAAAAAAAUACCAUAAACAUGUACAUGUACACGAUUAAAACCCGGCUCUGUUACAGCUCAAAUGCUAAUGAGCCUAAAAAUAUAAACAAAUGGAAUAAUAAAAAAACAUUAUUUCCAUUAUAAAAAAAAAUCUUAUAUCGCGAGAACGGUUGGUCCUAGGGUAAAACAUAGUUUUCUAUGUUAAAUCGCAUGUAGAUUCUAUUUUUUAUGUGACUUUUCUCAAGUAGUCAUGAUUUCAACAAGUAUUCAAAUUACAUAAAUUUUCAAAAAUUCAUAUCUCCAUUUCGCUGAGUUCGAAACGCCACUACUAUACUUCAAACUUCAUAAAAUUAGAAGUGUUUUCCAAUAAAAAUACACAAGAAAAAUAGCGGAGGGGGGGUGUUUUGAGAUAUAAAAGUUUUUCAUAUUAAAUUUAGUUUUGGAGUAAGAUUAAGAGAUCAGUGUAUCCAAAAUGCUAUUUUUCAUAAAUAGUUCAUUGAUUCCACAACAACUUUGUCAAACAUCAUAUGUCAAUUAAACUUCUGGAUUCUGAGUUACAAUUUUUUGAAAUAAGGAUUAAUGAUUUUGAAUACACCCUUUUAAGAAAUCAUUCGAAAUUUUAAUUAUUCAUAUGACAAUGAAAAUUGUGAUUUCAGGUAGUUUCCAUUAUAAGUACCAAGUUUCAAAAAAAAAAUCGAAGAGAGUCGGGUCAGAAUUUGGUGUUUUUUGUUCGAUUUGGCGCGGGAUUGCUCUUCUAUAGUUAUGAAACACUGACGUUUUUGUUAUUUGAAUGUUUCAUGUCUGGAUAAAACAAUAAAUUCAGAUGGACAGUCGUAUAAAUGAAGAUGGUUAUUAUAUCUUACACUAUAUGCAUCAUUUCAACCGGCCUUCUACAUAUCUCUGGAAAAAAAAAUUAGUGGAUGUGACAAUAUGAACCAUAGUUUAUAUUCUGGACAAAUUCUCAAGUUGACUUCGUAUGAAUUGGUGUAAUGAUGUAUAUUAGUGCUCAUUCCGACAUCUAAAUCUGAUUGCCUAAAACUGCCAUCAAGGUUUUUUAAAUAUCGUAGAGUCAAACACAAUUUUGAGGAAAGCCUGGAUUCCUCUUCUUUCAUUCGAAUAAGUGUAAUAAUUCACUAUAGAUAGCGUAAUUCCCCGUACAUCGGUUAUUUUUUCUUUUCAUUUUCGGUGAAUUUUUCUAUAUUUUUUUAAAUAGAAUCAUUUGAAAUUAUCGCGACAGCUCAUCUUAAUAUAAUUUGCAAGUGAAAAUCAAAACAAAACAUGUCGACACAGUGUUUCCAGUUAACAAUCGUUGAAUUAUCGAUGUCAAAUAGUAAUUAAACCUAUAUGUUCUAAAAUGUGUUUCGCUGUGUUCUUUUGAAACAUUCGCGCUGUAUUUUGCUGAUGAUUUUGGAUGAACCUUACGCCCAAAUAGACCACAAAUCUUGAAUUUAGGUUGAAUAUCUCAUUUCAACACUAUUAAUUUUAUUUAAUAACCACAACAGCACAUGACACGCAAAAGAUUUCCACAUUCGAAAAAAAAACCGAGAAAGGAAAGCCGAAAGGUUACCAAAAAUGAUCAACGAACGCAUUGAAAACGCCCUCUUCUCAGCAAGUUCAAGCGAAGCAAAUACUUGCCAACCAACGCAUAAACUGAUGUGUAUAAAAAUGACCGCGUAGAUAUUAAGUAGAUGUACCCACAGAAGAGCUAGUUAGGGAAAAUACUCCAAACUUCCAGCCAAAGCCGGGAAGGUGGAAGAUUUAAACAAAUAACCGAAAACAAACACUCACACACAGACACAAAGCGAAACAACGAAUUAUAGUGGUGCUAUUUAAGAAAAUUGUCGUUGCCGUGUUGAGAAUAAAUAAGCGAGAAAAGAGAAAGAAGUACGCCAAAAUCAAACAAAGGAAAACAAACAGGUCGUCAAAUUCCGUUCGUUGAUCAUUGAAAGAAGUAGCUUUUCAGGAUGCAAUAGACAAGGGCAGCAAAAAAAAGGAUUCCCCGCUCGAACAAAAGGCGGGCUGGAAAGCAACGGUCUAAAAAGGCAACACAGAGCCCAGUUGUCCUUUUAGACCGAAUGGUGGCCAUAAACAAGAGGAGGAUCGAAACUCGCUGAAUGAAACCUUUUCUUCUAUCCUACUAAUAAGCGAGCACAAAGAGAACGUAUAAUUACUGUUGAACGAACAAUCUGAGAGUUUAUAUAUAUUAUAUAUAGUUUUUUUUCUCUUCUGUCCGAGCAGAAGCACACCUUUUUGGAAGCGAAAUCGUUACUUCGUUAUGGAUUCUAAAGCAAAGAAGCGCUAACACAAAGACCAAUCAAAUCGGUAGGAGAAAUCUAAUUUUAAAAAUGUUAAUCUUGUAUAAUAUAAUUCGUCGAACACAAAUUCACUCAUACACAGUCACAGUCAUACCCACACAAAUAAACGCACGAGCGUCGAAACUAAUCCCCACCAGAAUGCCAAAUACUGUUAGGAUCGGGGAAUGAAAUUAAUCACACAGGUUCGAAUGUGGCAACAUUCUGAAUGUUAAUGGGGCGAAUAAAGUGAACAGGAAGUACGCAGUUAGGCAAUCUCUCAUCUAUAUAAAACAAAUAUUCGAGGAAAAAAAUACACAAGUGUAAGUGAAAAUGACUAGAGGGCAAACAAUUUUAACAGUUCUGUUAGAUUUGUACUGUCAAGAAGAAACCAAAACAAACAAACAAAAAUAUAUAUAUAUAUAGAUAUAUAUUAACUAGGAAAAUCAGUAGCAUAAUUUCAAGUUUUCUAUUGUGUAAUGAUUUUUGAAAUUUUAUAACAGAUGAAAUAAAACUAGAGGAAUUAUGAGGAAAUUCAAACUGAUGUAUAUUGUUACCAUAUUACGUGAUAAUAAUGUGUACCAAACAAAGAAGAAGAAAAAAACAAAGUAUCUUAUAUAAAAUUAAACACAAAACUAAACAAAAAUGAUGGAAUUUAACAAAUAGAAAGAAAACAUCACCAAAAAAGCAUUCAUCGUCGUAAAAGCAAAGAAUCAAAUUCAACUUCAUCAACUGUCCAUAGAACGCCGCUGUCGUUUUUCAUCACAGAAAAGAAAAAAAAAAGUAACUGGAAACUAGUGAAUUUAAAAUGUUGAAUUAUUGAAAACUCGAGAUAACUACCAUUAAAAACAAAACAAACAAAAAAAGUAAUCAAAAAAAAAACAAAACAAUACAAUCGCAAAAAAACUUACACGAACUCAAUGCUGAAGCAAAACAGAAACUACUGUCUAUCUCACUCACGUGCACCGGUGGUAAGAGGGGAAUGAGGGUAGGAAAUCGGUACGAGUCACACUUGGAGACGGGGAGUAUCAAUGGUAGAUAGUCGGUUCGGUUCGUGUGCAAGUGUGAUUGAUGAGUUCAGGAAGGACGGAAGGAAUCUCAAUAAAUAUAGUCUACGGUGAAAACAAAGGAAGGAAAAAAAUAC
Molecule: messenger RNA, 26073 nt
Organism: Toxorhynchites rutilus septentrionalis
Lineage: Eukaryota; Metazoa; Arthropoda; Insecta; Diptera; Culicidae
Product: tyramine/octopamine receptor-like
Exons: 3
Coding region: 1-1359 (452 amino acids)
Biological process (GO): adenylate cyclase-activating adrenergic receptor signaling pathway
Cellular component (GO): membrane
Molecular function (GO): G protein-coupled amine receptor activity
Source: RefSeq, a predicted model, not a curated record